AUCGCUUGGAUAUGCGCUCUUCAUGUCGAACUAGAGACGUCAAGGCUCAUGCUGGAUAAUGAGCACGAGCCACUCCCUGCUCGCGAUGGGGACGACAACAGUUACAUCCUCGGCCACAUUCUUCAGCACAAUAUUGCUAUGACAGCCCUUCCGGGUAUCUACGGCAAAGUCAACGCAGCCAACGUUGCGCGCGAUCUGAAACGAAGCUUUCCAAAUAUUAGGGCGACCCUUCUGGUAGGCAUCGGCGGAGGGGCACCUACAGAAGCCGACCUGUACCUUGGCGACGUCGUCAUUGGUACUAGGGUGAUGGAGUACGACCUGGGCAAAGCACUCGACUACGGAGGUUUUGAGAUAACAGCGAUCCCGAAGCAGCCAGCUGCAUUUGUUUUGUCGGCCGUUACAAAUCUCAGGUCCAAGCACGGGCCAGGUCGAGUAUCUCCCCGCUCAAUGGAGAUCCUGCGAACACGACUAUCCCGAUAUCCGCGGCCGCAACUUCCGGACCACUUGUUCCGAGCCGGCUAUAGCCACCUCUCUGAUACCACGAAGACGUGUUGUGUGGACUGCGAUAUGACGCAAUUGCAGCCUCGAAGGCGCCGGCUCACAGACGACUUCUUUAUCCAUUACGGUGGCGUUGCCUCUGGAGACAGCGUUAACAGGGACGCAGCCAAGCGAGAUGCAAUUGCCCGAAAGCUGGAAAUUAAAUGUUUUGAAAUGGAGGCCGCCGGCAUCAUGGACAGUUUUGCGUGUCUUCCAAUCAGAGGGAUCUGCGACUACUCGGACUCCCACAAAAAUAAGGAGUGGCAAAGCUAUGCGGCCGCCACAGCAGCUUCGUAUGCAAGGGAGCUGCUAGAGACAAUCCCGCCACUAGCAGGCACCCAUCAGGGCCCUCCACUACCCAGCGGAUCGGGCGAGGACGAAGCCCGCCGAAAGAAUCAGAGUCUCGUUGCCGAGAGACAAAGAAGAUUCCUAGAACUGCUAGACUUCCCGCAGAGCGGCAGACGGAGGGACGCAAUCCAGCCCGAACAGAUCAAGACAUGCCUCUGGUUUCUCAGUCACAAGAAAUAUCUGGAGUGGGCGGACCUCAAGACUCAAGAUCCAGGACGCAGCUCACUGCUUUGGCUACGCGGUAAAGCUGGAGCAGGAAAAUCGACCAUGAUGAAGUUCAUCUAUCGCGAGGCCGUCAAGAAUGGACUGGCAGAUGUCGCUAUAUCAUUCUUCUUCAGCGCUCGGGGUGAUUAUCUGGAGCGCUCAAUCGAAGGCAUGUACAGAUCACUGCUCAAACAGGUUCUGGUCGCCCUCCCUAGCGUAUACGCAGCUCUAUACGCGUCAAAGUCUUUUGCGGCCGAUAGAGCAGUAUGCCCAAGCCUGAGCUCAUUAAAAUUCCUCCUGAGGGACGCCGUAAUGAGUCUCAGCAAGCAAUCUCUUGUUUGCUUUAUUGAUGCUCUCGAUGAAUGUAACGAGGAUGACGUCAGGGACAUGGUCCAGUUUCUUGAAGACAUCACAGACCUAGCCUCAGCAGAGGGCAUUCAGUUCCGCGUAGCAUUUUCUAGUCGGCCAUAUCCUUACAUAUAUGUCAGGGAGAAUCUUCUCGUCACGCUCGAGAAUGAAGAAGGACACGCCGAAGACCUUACACAAUAUGUUCGAAGGUGCCUCAAGGUCCCCGGAUCGCUCCAGGCCGAGCUUGAGAAAGAGGUCCUCGAAAAAGCACGGGGCAUUUUCUUAUGGGUAGAACUCACCGUCAAGAUCCUGAAUAAGGAGUCACCUUACGGCCCUCUCGCACUGCGAAGGAGGCUCUCUGAGAUACCCCCUACAUUAAGCCAACUGUUCAGAGACAUUCUGACACGCGACAACGAACGCCCGGAAGAGUUACGACGCUGCAUCAUGUGGAUCCUGUGUGCUCGUAGGCCGCUUGAUGUCUGGGAGUUUCAUAUGGCCAUGUGGGCUGGUGAAUUCGCCCAUGGCGCGGUGGACGAAGACCUGGCAUCGAUAGAGAGCGAGCAAGAAAUUCAUGGGUUGGUUUCUAGUUGCUCGAAGGGGCUCGUAGAAGUUGUACACACUGGACGAACAUCCCAGCGCCAUUCUCGCGGCUGGCAGGACAGCUCUACAGUACAGUUCAUCCACGAGUCGGUCCGCGAUUAUUUGAUCAAAGAGAGAGGAAUCAUGGAUAUUUGGCCAGACCUCGGGUUCGAAUGGCAGGGUGUGGUUCAUGACAAGUUGCGCGGUUGUUGCGAAGCCUACUUGACCCAUCCCUCAAUUAGAUCCCAUUCGCGCUACAGAGAAAUAUUGCAGCGAGGGGAAGGGCUAGACGGCGGGUGGGAUCAAUUGGACCGCGAAUUCGCCAUUGCCGAAGCGAAUGUGUUCUUGGAGUACGCAACCCAGAACUUCCUCGAGCAUGCCAACCAAGCCGCACCGUUUGUCGCCCAAGAAGUCCACGUAAACCGAUUCUUCGAGUGCCUCGGGACACCAGCACUGGAUUGUUGCCAGCACCGCCACGAUCGCCAAUACGGGCUACACGCGGGGACAUUGUAUGUCCUUGCAGAUCGGGGUCUGGAAGACUUGAUACGGUAUACUCAACACGACUCUGCAACUACCGCCGUGGACGAGAGGUUACCAUACGGACAUCCGCUGCUGGCCGCUGUAGCAGGUGGCCAUAAAGGAGCGGUUGCCGCCCUCCUGGGGUUGCCCACUAUCAUUUACGAAGGAGAGGAUCUCUUAGAUGGACUCGAGCGUACGACAAACCCAGCCAAUCUCAAAACCAGAACGCCCGUGUCGUGGGCUGCAGAGGAGGGCAGAACCACGCUCGUCAGAUUGUUAGCGCAAAAGGGAUACAGCACUUCCGAGAGAGAUCGCGAUGGUUACACGCCUCUUCGGAGUGCGAUAUGCAACGGACACGUGGAGACAGUACACCUUUUGGCGGACAUUGAGGUCGCUGAAAACAAGCAGGCUCCCGUGAACAUGAUUGGGGCGGCUAUCGCUUAUGGUAGUGAGGCCAUGAUUCUCUCACUCCUUGAGAAGCUUGAAUCAUGGGACGAAUUGAAACUUAGCCGGAGCGAGGUUGAAAAUUGGUUGCGUCGGGCUCGCAAUCGACACCAUGGCGAGGUGAUUCGUGUCCUCACAGACCGAAAGGCUACUCUGGCGGCUUAG
Messenger RNA from Microdochium trichocladiopsis, 3144 nucleotides. RefSeq lists its product as uncharacterized. Gene Ontology annotation, molecular function: protein binding; catalytic activity. Gene Ontology annotation, biological process: nucleoside metabolic process. The record is from RefSeq and is a predicted model, not a curated record. NCBI's taxonomy places the organism in Eukaryota, Fungi, Ascomycota, Sordariomycetes, Xylariales, Microdochiaceae. The annotation marks the transcript as partial. The transcript has 2 exons.